Panicum hallii is the source of this 2986-nucleotide messenger RNA. Its product is annotated as potassium channel KAT2-like. The coding region runs from base 774 to 2963 and encodes 729 amino acids. Lineage: Eukaryota; Viridiplantae; Streptophyta; Magnoliopsida; Poales; Poaceae. Gene Ontology annotation, cellular component: membrane. The transcript is spliced from 13 exons. Gene Ontology annotation, molecular function: voltage-gated potassium channel activity. The record is from RefSeq and is a predicted model, not a curated record. Gene Ontology annotation, biological process: transmembrane transport; potassium ion transport.
UCGAGGCAGGGAUCGCCGGAUCGGACAGGGGAGGAGCUUCAACCCGCCGUCGCCAUGGCCAUGGCGGCUCCGAGCAGUCCCCCGACCCACCUCGGUGCUCAGACCGCCUCCAUCCUCCGCCGACCAUGGUCUUCGUUGUUCCUUUUUAGGAUAAGUCCGGCCAGCCGCCGCAUUUCAACCAUGCCCAGCCCAGUGCGCUUAGCCUUCCUCUCUUCCAACACAGCCGGAGACAUCCUGGAGGCCUGGAGCUCACCGGUGACUGAGCCAAGUCGUCGAGCUGCGAUAAUCCUCUCCGCUCAAUCUGGGUCGCCGACGCCCACCGGGAUGCCGGAGUCGCCACUGUGCCGCGGUGGAAUUCAUCGUCCCUGAUUCAGGAGUGUUGGCUGUGGCUCCUCGCUGCGCUCAUCAGAUUAAUCGAAGUGCUGGAUGGAGGUAUUGGUACUGGUUAGGCUGAAACGUUUGGUCCUCCAGAUUUCAUCUUCAGCUACACCCAACCGAAGUGGCAUUGCUCGUUGAGCCAUCAGCAACGGCUGCAGAUAUUUCGUUUCAUCAUUCAGUUGAGUCAUGGCAUUGGUUGGAGGACAUUUGCUAUCAUGAUCAGAAUUGGACAUGUAUAAUCAACUGCCAGACCUCCGUGGCAUGAAUCAUAACAAGAAAUCAGCAGUGCCAAACCAAACUCUUAUUUAUGCAGCGCAUUCACAACUAUCACUCUGCAACAGAAAUAGCACAAGGAUAUCAACCUUGGUAUACCAUUGUUUGAGUUAAAUACUCCAAUGGAAGAUGUUAGCAAUAUAUUCCACAAUGAUCUACUCCCAUCUCUAGGAGCAAGAGCAAACCAAUCUAUCAAGUUGAGGAAAUUCAUCAUUUCUCCUUAUGAUCCGCGUUACAGAAUCUGGGAGACGUUGUUGCUUGUUCUUGUUGUUUACUCAGCAUGGAUCUGCCCAUUUGAACUAGCAUUUCUGAGAUAUCUCUCGUGGGAACUUUUUCUUGUUGAGAACAUUGUCGAUAGCAUCUUCGCAAUAGAUAUCAUUCUCACUUUUUUUAUAGCAUAUCUGGAUCAGAAAUCGUAUCUUCUAGUGGAUAAUCCAAAAAGGAUUGCAGCUAGAUAUAUCUCCUCGUGGUUCAUAUUUGACGUUUGUUCAACAAUUCCAUAUCAACCAUUUGGGCUACUAUUUAAAAAACAUGCAAAUGGCCUUGCCUAUAGGAUGCUUGGCAUGCUUCGGUUAUGGCGCCUCCGACGCCUCAGUGCUUUAUUUGCCAGGAUUGAAAAGGAUAUCAGAUUGAACUACUACUGGAUAAGAUGCAUCAAACUAAUUUCUGUUACUCUUUUUGCAGUACAUUGUGCAGGAUGCUUCAAUUACUUAAUAGCUGAUAGAUAUCCUAAUCCAGUGAGAACCUGGAUAGGAGCAGCAAUACCAAACUACAGAUCAGAGAGCCUAUGGGUUAGAUACGUUACAUCAAUUUAUUGGGCCAUUACAACACUCACAACAACUGGUUAUGGGGACUUGCAUGCAGAGAAUCCAAGAGAGAUGCUAUUUAGUACAUGCUACAUGCUCUUUAAUCUGGGACUGACAGCAUACAUCAUAGGUAACAUGACAAACCUGGUUGUCCAGGGAAGUUGCCGUACCAGAAAUUUUAGAGACACAAUCCAUGCUGCUUCCCAGUUUGCUGCAAGAAAUCAGUUACCUAAACACAUAAGGGAUGAAAUGCUAGCUCAUAUCUGCCUAAGGUAUAAGACAGAGGGUCUGAAACAGAAGGAAACUUUGGACAGUCUCCCAAAAGGAAUCCGAUCAAGCAUAGCAUACCAUUUAUUCUUCCCCAUCAUCGAAAAAGUCUAUCUUUUCCGUGGUGUUUCUUUUACUUGCAUGCUCCAACUGGUGACUGCAAUGGAAACAGAGUACUUUCCACCCAGAGAACUUGUCAUAUUACAAAAUGAAGCGCCGACAGAUGUUUACAUAUUAGUUUCAGGAGCGGUGGAAGAGCGGAUUGAGAUGGAUGAGGGUGAAAAGGUUCAGGGAGUACUGUCCACUGGUGAAAUAUUUGGUGAAAUCGGGGCUCUCUGCAAUGUCCCCCAGCCAUUUACAGUCUGUACAACCAAAGUUUCACAACUCCUGAGGGUGAGCACAACAGUGCUAAAAACUGUUAUUGGGGAUAACAAAGAAGAUGAACAAAUUGUACUGAGCAAUAUAUUCCAGAAAAUAGGCAGAGAUCCAAUAUUCUCCGCUGUGUUCAUGGCCAAAUCAAUGCAUAAUCAACACUUCAGAAAGUAUAAUAGUUGUUCCACCUUCAACCAAGUCAGUCAAGAAAAUGAAUCAGAAGGAAAAGGAAGAUUAACAUCGUGUUGCGGAGAUGAGCACUGUAAAAAACUUGAAGAAACAGAUAGACAUGAACCACUUCAUAAGACUGCAAAUCACAGUGACUGCAACAGAAUCAAUUAUUUGAAUGCUAAAAGUGGAGGCAUAGAGAAACAUAUUCCUACAAAAACGAUGUGUACAGAGUCUAUGGACAAAGGAAAGGCGGACGUUCAUCAACCGAAGUUGACUGAUAGUAGCAUCACUGGAUCUGAAAAGGCUCGUGUCAUUACCCAAAACACAAAGGAACACACAAAAAUCAGGCAGUCAAGGAUCCCUGAUAAGAUACUUGCAUUCUCGGUGCCUGAGGACCUUCAGGAGAUAACUGAUAAGUACACAGAAGGUGGCACAUGUUCAUAUAAGGAUGGUGGUUCUGUGGUUACAGAAAAUAAAAGAGUGACGAUUCAUGGGUAUUCACAGAAGAACACAAAUUUGAAGGUCCCAUGUGCAAAAGUUAUAAAUCUACCAGGAUCUAUGGAUGAAUUAUUCACUGUAGCGAGUCAGAAGUUUAUGGGUUUUUGUCCUAUCAAACUAUUCAAUCAAGAAUUUGCAGAAAUUGAUGAUAUCACAGUUAUUCGAGAUGGUGACCAUUUGUUUCUUAUGGAGUCUUGAUCAUGGAAGCUCAUCGAUGACAU